Molecule: messenger RNA, 1334 nt
Organism: Pistacia vera
Lineage: Eukaryota; Viridiplantae; Streptophyta; Magnoliopsida; Sapindales; Anacardiaceae
Product: putative FBD-associated F-box protein At5g53635
Exons: 4
Coding region: 1-1317 (438 amino acids)
Molecular function (GO): protein binding
Source: RefSeq, a predicted model, not a curated record
AUGGUUUUACAACGUAAUUCAAAAAUCCGGAAGCCUUUGAUAAGAUGGAAAGUCGGUGCAGGCGAAGAUUUAAUCAGCAAAUUGCCUGACAGUAUCAUCCUUCACAUUUUUUCCUUCCUUCCCAUCAAAGUUGUUUUGAGGACUUCUGCAUUGUCAACAAGAUGGAAAAAUCUUUGGACUUCUAUUUCUAAUAUUGAUUUCGAUGAGUGUAGUCAUUAUCUGCAGCUGGGCAUGAAGCCUAGCUUUUUAGAUUCUGUAGAAAAAGUACUCCAUCGUGAUCCUUCAUGUAUACGGAAAUUCUGUUUCAGGUGUAUUAUGGAUGUCAGCGCAUCGCGUAUUAAUUCAUGGAUAUCUGUUGCUGUAACUCUUAAGGUUCAAGAGCUUGAUCUUUCCUUACCUCAUACGUCAUGCUUUGAGUUACCUGAUGCCCUUUUUAGUUCUGAUACACUCAAGAUAUUGAGAUUAGAUAUGAGAGUUCUUUUCAAGGUUCCUCCGUUAAAACACUUGUCAAACCUUAAAACAUUACGUCUUUGGUCGGUAACAUUUGAAGGUGAUCAGUCCACUGAACAAAUUCUUUCUGGUUGUCCAGUUCUUGAGGAGUUGGAUCUAUACCGUUGUUUCUGGAAGAAUACUGUUGAAGUCACCGUUUCUGUUCCUACUCUAAGGACAUUGGAGAUCAGUAGCCUUCUCUCUCUUUGUCUUUUCAGAAUUUAUGCGGAAAAUCUGAUCUCUCUUAAAUUGCAGAAGUUGUUUACCAGUUCAAGUUUUACUAUUUAUGGAUAUAAGAAAAAAGAAUGUGCUCAACGUGCAAUAAAAUUAAUUGGUGGAGCUCAUAAUGUCGAAACACUUACACUGUCAAAUGAUAUCCUUGAGUGUCUCUCUUUUGAGGAAAAUCUCCAUACUUGUCUUCCUACAUUUCAUACCUUGGCUCAUUUGAAGGUGAUUUCAUGUAAUUAUGGCCAUACAAAUGGCGCAUUGAUGAACUUUCUUCUGAAAUCACCUAUUGUCGAAUCUCUUGAGAUUCCAAGUGUUUUCCACCGGGAUAAUCGUUUGUUAUUGAACAUUGUUCCCCAAUGUUUGAAGUCAUGCCUCAAGACUGUUAUCAUCGCAUUCUUUGAAGGUUAUGUACGAGAAGUAACUUUCUUAAAAUAUUUUCUUAAGAAUGCAAACAUGUUGGAGAGGGUCACAAUAUUCUGUACAAGGAAUUACUCCACAAAUUUGGAAAAGCAGAACAAUGUCUACCAUGAGUUACAAGCAAUUCGCCGAUGCGUAAUUGAGUUUCGUUAUUCUUGGACUCGUCGUGAAAGAUAUUGGUAAUUAACAUGCUUUAAAUA